AUGUUUCCGCCCGGGAUCGAACCGGGGACCUUCCGCGUGUUAGGCGGAUGUGAUAACCACUACACCACGGAAACUUGUUAUCAAAUUCCACACGAACACUUAUCAAUAAUUAAACACAUAGUAAGUUUAUUUUUUAAAAAGCACAGGUUCACUUUCGUCGAACUUCAUUCGCAACCGCCGCCGCCGCCGCCUCCGCCGCCGCCUCCUUACCGUUUUUCGCCUCAAUCACCUGUUACCGCCAGGAUGCAGACCAACGUGCACAUCGACACGAGGAACUUGCGAUCGUCUCCCGAUCACAGGAUCAAAGGAUCCGGCCAGAAGCGGACGUUAGAAAGCUUGCAAUUGGGGAAGAUAAAAGGCGUUUGA
Phyllotreta striolata is the source of this 366-nucleotide messenger RNA. Lineage: Eukaryota; Metazoa; Arthropoda; Insecta; Coleoptera; Chrysomelidae. The record is from the annotation of a GenBank genome assembly.